Molecule: messenger RNA, 2609 nt
Organism: Linum trigynum
Lineage: Eukaryota; Viridiplantae; Streptophyta; Magnoliopsida; Malpighiales; Linaceae
Source: the annotation of a GenBank genome assembly
AUCCUUCUUUGGAGAAGUACCAAGCUGUGGCUUCAUGUGAUAUUAGUGACAAUAUUGUUUAUGACAAGAAGCAGAUUUUGAUCUUUAGGAAGGAAGGAAUCAACCGGGAUGGGUAAGUUGUAGACUUGCUAGCUACGUAGUUUGUUUCACAACAAUGCGCGCACCUGUUAUUUCUCGUUGCGUGGCUGGCUAGUCCCUAAAUCGCAGCUCUCUUGUAGCAUACAUUAGUAGUAUCCUGAUUCAUGCAAAGAGUAGGUAGUAAUUAACAUCGGCAUCACACUGUUUGUUACUUAAGUUUGACCUAUAUCUUAAACGUGUAUAAGCUUGCUUUGAUGAUAUAUUGCAUUGAUUGGCAUAAAAAGUAAUGCUUUCCAAUGAAAGCUUAAAGGCUCCUCCCCCGCUCUUUUCAUAUUUGCUAGAUCCAGACAGGCCAAUAGCUCGUCGCAUAGAAAGUUGGAAAGCAAGAGCUAGAGUUGGAGAUCAAGGGCGAAACCAAAGUUCCAAAGUGACCAAGGAGAAGAGGAUUGAGUGACGAUGAUGAGAAUGUGGGCAAGCUUGAGAGAUCCUCUUCUCCUUGGUCACUUUAGAACUUUGGUCAAUUUCCCUUCUUUUAUAAACAAUAUCUCACAAAAACAUAUAAGUAACAUUGAUACAAAGAUAAAUUCACAUUAUAUCACGAAUUUGAUAUUUGAUUGGCUAAGGAUGGUGUAGAUUCCAUGAACAGCAUUGAGUAGGUUAUAAAACAAAAUAGGGGUUUUGACUUUUUUUCCUUCUUCGACACUAUAAACAAAAUAGGAAUGGUCGGGUGUAAAGCGGGUUGGACUUCAGCAAAACCCUACCCUACCCGCUAAUUUCAGAAGCGGGUAAAAGGCACACACUACCCAAGACCCGUCAACAUAGAUUUGCCCGCUUUCCCUAGUUAGAUUGCAUUUGUCGGAUUGGAUAUCCAUGAGUUCAGAUUCAAUUGACAUUCCUAAUGGACGGUGGUGUUAAUUGUCAUUGGCUAGCAGAGUACCUUUUGUGUAUGUGUCUGUAGAUCUUGUGCCUGUGGUGAAACUUUCUCUUUCACUUGUUUUUUUCUGAUUGUUGCUUUGAUGAUAUAUUGCAAUGGUUGAUAUAGAAAAUAAUGUUCCACAAUCAAAGUUUGAAGUCCCUUCCCCAUCUUACAACAGAUUUGCUAGAUCCAGACGAGUUAACAGUGGAUGUCAUGGUGGGUCGAGAGGGUUGGGUGAUGCACGUACGAGAUUGAUGUUGUCAAAGAAGAGGAAGUACAAAUGCUUGAUCUUUAAACACAUGCUUGCUGUAGGAGAGUUCAAACAAGAAUCUUUCCUAUGGGAUGAUCCUAACUUUGCUAUUUUAGCAUUUUUCAUGUGGAUUUGAGAGGUGAGGUUGGCAUCACCAUCACAAGGCAGGAGUUCUACAUAGUUACAUCCCUGAAGAAGAUGGGAUUUGAGCUACAUGAUGGAAUGUAUGUCCGAGCAUACAAUCCUCAUGUAGUCCAUGAUGGUGAUGAUGAUGUUGUUGAUGAUGGUGAAGAGCCUAGAGACGAGCCAAUGUGGCAGCCACAGAGUUCAGUUCCACCAGUCACCCUAGACCGUAUAUGGGAGCGCAUGGAUGACAUGUACGAGUACAUGAGGCAGAUGUCCACCCAGAUGACUGGCAUCAACGACUAUAUGGGGCAAAUGACCACUCAGAUGAGCUCACUGCAGGCGACGGUAAAUGAUAUGCGAGAUGAGUUCCGCUCUUUCAGUGGAAGAUACAUGCAUCCGCCCAUAUCCGACUACCAUAAUGCAACCAAUGAGGAAAAUGCGGAUGAGUGAGAGAGUGAAGAGGUGUAGGAACUCCAUGAGUUUAUCUUAUGUUUUUUUUUUUGUUAAGUAGAGGAUUUGAUUUGAAACAACUUUGAUUUUUUAUUUUAUGAAGUGUGUUUUAUGUGAACAAUUAUGAAGUGUGUUUUUUAUUUUAUGGGUCCUUGCUAUCAUGAUAUAAGACUGAUUCCAAUGACAAUCAAACGUAAUUUGAACGACCAAACGAACCACCCACAUCGACAUACAUAAGCAAAAAAGUCGAAGGUCAUUGGCUAAAUUUCCUUAACUCGGUCGACCUCUUACUGUAUCUGGUCGACUUCGAGACCAACACCCGAUCCUCUUAUUAGGUCCUAUACUCUUCUGUCUGGUCGACCUUUUUUUGUAAAUGGUCGACCAUUUUUGGUAAUGACCACAAAUAAGAUGGUCGGCCUCAUUACAUUUACGGUCGACCUGUUUGGUUCAGACGACAAUGAAAAGGGCGAUCCAUAUUUUAUUGUGGUCCACCGGUAAUGUCACAACUACACCAAAUACGGUUGACCACUACAUUUAAAAGUUCGACCAUGAUAAGUCAUCAUAUUGCCCAUAUUAGUAGAUUCGGUCGACCUCGAUUAGGAAUAGGUCGACCGAAAAGUGCAAGAUACGGUGACAUCCAUGUUUGGCUUUUGAGCCUUGCGGGUAGGGGUGUGCAAUGGUUCGGUCCGUACCGGACCACACCGGACCAAACCAUUGUUAAGACCUGACCGGACCAGACCGAGUAAAAUGCGGUCCGGUGCUUGGUCCUAAUGAAUUUUAAAAUUAGUU